Blepharisma stoltei is the source of this 1176-nucleotide messenger RNA. The record is from the annotation of a GenBank genome assembly. Lineage: Eukaryota; Ciliophora; Heterotrichea; Heterotrichida; Blepharismidae.
AUGAAUUUACUUGAUUGAAUCAAACAAAAAAUAUCUUGAGUCCCUGAUGCUGAUACAUAUACAUUAAAAUAGUGAUACGUGCCAAUCUGCUCUCUUGACGCAACAGUCCAAACUUUAUAGCCGCGGUAAACUCGGAUUCCCAGUCAAGAAACAAGUGCACCUUAGGUAAUGUCUAUCAGGCAGGUUUUGGCUGCUUUCCUGUGGUUGGAAAUGGAGGUACACAAUAGUUUCAUUUUAUAUCCAAAGACCCACAGGCAUUGCUCUACCGAGAAACUUUAGAUUUCAGCCCAGGCCAUAGGGGAAUAGUCUUUUAUCUGUAGCUUUCAAAGGAGAGGACUUCGGUAUUAAACAGAUUCCAAGGAGCUGAUCCAUGGAUCAAGCUACUUCAAUAGCCCGCAAUAGGGCAGCAGAAAUCCAUAAACUGCCCACUCAUGACCAAAGCAGCAAGGCAACGAUGAGCCAGAAGGUACUGAAAGCUACACCCAUUUAUGGGAAAUAGACACUCUGUACUGGAGUCGAAAAACCAAUGUGGGAGGUCUUUGGGACUGCGUCACCAAUAUGGCAAACACCUGACUUUAAUAGCCUAAUCUAACCCUGAGUCUGAUCCAAACCAAAUGCUUUUUUUGAAAUUCUGCAAAGAGCUCUACACAACCCAAGAACUAUAGCCUGAGUCUCCUUUUGGCUCGGACUAUCCGAGGUCAAUCGGUGUGGUCCUGCCAACAUUUAUUGGAGACUUAUCAUCUGGUAGUUAGUUUUACCAACAAAUGCUAUCAGAACCAACUCCCAAUUGACAUUAAGAAUCUUCAUAAUAGCCAGAGCCAAAAUAAUGCUUGAGAUAUAGAACUCACAAAAGAAGAGAAAAAACAGUUCGAUUCUUUAAGGGAAGAAGAACGAAAGGAGUACGAAAAGCGGAAAUUCUGAUUUUGGCCUCUUUUCGUCUCAGGAACCCUUUAUCUCGACCAAGUGAUCAUUAUGAAAAUCACUAAAACAAACUCCCAACGCUUGUGGUGGGCAUGUGUUUUCUGUAUGCCACUGUCCGGAAUUGCAAGCUUAGGUGUCAGCUUUUAUAAAGAAAGCUUUCCUUCACACAAUUACGCAUUUGAACUUUGCGAAAAAUACAAGAUUUCAGUGAAUGAGGACGAAAAGCGAAAAUUUGAACAAACUGGAAGCUUUUAA